Rhineura floridana is the source of this 3358-nucleotide messenger RNA. It is a transcript of the gene SF1, whose product is annotated as splicing factor 1. Gene Ontology annotation, molecular function: mRNA binding; zinc ion binding. The record is from RefSeq and is a predicted model, not a curated record. The transcript has 13 exons. Gene Ontology annotation, cellular component: nucleus. Gene Ontology annotation, biological process: regulation of mRNA splicing, via spliceosome. The coding region runs from base 76 to 2442 and encodes 788 amino acids. NCBI's taxonomy places the organism in Eukaryota, Metazoa, Chordata, Lepidosauria, Squamata, Rhineuridae.
CCCCCUGCCUUUGUGAGGUGAGGAUUUGGCGUGGAAGGUUCGCGAAAUCGCCGCCGCCAUUGCGUGUCUCUGUCUAUGGCGACUGGAGCGAACGCGACGCCGCUGGGCAAGCUCCACCCGCCGCCGCCGCCUGGCAAGGCCGGCUAUCCGCUGCCUCCCCCCGGGCUGGUGAUGCAGGGCCCGCCGCCCCCGCCGCCGCCGGGCCCCACCCAGGGCCAGCCCCAGCCCGCCAUCCCCAGCCUCAUGGCCGCCGCCGCCUUCCCCUUCGCCGCCCUGCCGCCGCCCCCGCCGCCGCCCCCGCCGCCGCCGCCGCCGCCUGCCCAGCCGCAGCAGCAGGCCCCGCCGCCGCCGCCGCAGCAGCAGCAGGCCCCGCAGCAGGCCCCGCAGCAGCAGCAGGCCCAGUACGGCCAGUACCGCUUCCCGUCGCCUCCGCCGCAAGCGCAGCCGCAGCUGCCCCCGCUGGGCCUCGAGCAACAGCCGCUGCCGCAGCAAGCCCAGCACCUCCUCCACCACCUGCAGCAGCAGCACCAGCAGCAGCAGGACGAGGGCGGCUUGGCCGGGGCCGGGAAUCAAGAUUUUCCUAAUAAAAAGAGGAAGAGGAGUAGAUGGAACCAAGAUACCAUGGAUCAGAAGACUGUUAUACCCGGAAUGCCCACAGUUAUUCCUCCUGGGCUUACCCGUGAACAAGAGAGAGCUUAUAUAGUGCAACUGCAGAUAGAAGACCUGACUCGCAAACUACGCACAGGAGACCUGGGCAUCCCCCCUAACCCUGAGGACAGGUCUCCUUCCCCUGAACCAAUUUACAAUAGUGAGGGGAAGCGUUUGAAUACCCGCGAGUUCCGUACACGCAAGAAGUUGGAAGAGGAGAGGCACAACCUGAUAACGGAGAUGGUUGCGCUCAACCCAGACUUUAAGCCACCAGCUGAUUACAAGCCUCCAGCAACUCGAGUGAGUGAUAAGGUGAUGAUCCCACAGGAUGAAUAUCCUGAGAUUAACUUCGUUGGGCUUCUGAUUGGACCCAGAGGGAACACAUUGAAGAACAUUGAGAAGGAGUGCAAUGCUAAGAUUAUGAUCAGAGGCAAAGGGUCUGUGAAAGAAGGCAAGGUGGGACGGAAAGAUGGCCAGAUGCUGCCUGGUGAGGACGAGCCACUUCAUGCUUUGGUCACUGCUAACACCAUGGAGAACGUGAAGAAGGCUGUGGAACAGAUCCGGAAUAUUCUGAAGCAAGGCAUUGAAACUCCAGAGGACCAGAAUGACUUGCGCAAGAUGCAGCUGCGGGAACUAGCCCGACUCAAUGGGACACUGCGUGAAGAUGACAACAGGAUUCUGCGUCCAUGGCAAAAUACAGAGACUCGCAGCAUCACAAACACCACUGUGUGCACCAAGUGUGGAGGGGCUGGCCACAUUGCAUCAGACUGCAAGUUUGCCCGACCCGGGGACCCCCAGUCAGCACAGGAUAAAGCACGGAUGGACAAAGAAUACCUCUCUCUGAUGGCUGAGUUGGGAGAAGCUCCUGUACCAGCAUCGGUGGGGUCAUCUUCAGGACCUUCCAACCCACCCCUGCCAAGUGGUCCAAGACCAUCAGGGCCAGGGAACAACCAGCCGCCUCCUAACCGCCCACCGUGGAUGAACUCAGGCCCCUCUGAAAACAGGCCCUUCCAUAGCAUGCAUGGUGGUGGGGGAGGAGGGGGAGGAGGAGGGCCUGCAGGACCUGGUGGCCCUCACAGUUUCCCUCACCCCAUGUCAAAUAUGGGAGGACACGGGGGUCACCCAAUGCAGCACAACCCCAAUGGUCCUCCACCUUGGAUGCAGCCUCACAAUCCACCAAUGAACCAGGGGCCACAUCCUCAUGGUCCCCCAGGGCCCCACCACAUGGAUCAGUACCUGGGCAAUGCGCCAGUGGGCUCUGGGGUCUAUCGCCUCCAAGGAAAAGGUAUGAUGCCGCCUCCGAUGGGUAUGAUGCCCCCUCCACCCCCUCCGCCCAGUGGUCAGCCUCCCCCACCUCCCUCUGGUCCUCUCCCCCCAUGGCAGCAACAGCAGCAGCAGCAGCCUCCACCCCCGCCUCCCAGCAGCAGUACUCCCUUGCCAUGGCAGCAAAAUACGACGACCACCACCAGCACGAGCGCUGGCACCGGGGCCCUCCCUCCAUGGCAGCAGCAGGGAGCAGCAGUGGCGGCGGCAACUUCUACGGGGGGCCCGCAGAUGCAAGGCAGCCCCUCCAUGGUGCCUUUGCCUCCAGGGGUCCAGCCUCCGCUGCCGCCCGGGGCCCCGCCUCCGCCCCCGCCCCCGCCCCCUGGCUCCGCGGGCAUGAUGUACGCCCCUCCCCCUCCUCCACCUCCCAUGGACCCUUCUAAUUUUGUCACCAUGAUGGGGGUGGGGGUGCCAGCCUUGCCACCGUUUGGCAUGCCCCCUGCUCCCCCACCACCCCCACCACAGAACUGAAGAAUGGCUUUUCUAUACAGUUUUUCUUGCCAAUAUGGAGCCAGGAAUUGGAGGGGAGGCUUGUGAAGCCCAGCCGGGAACACAUGAGGAUGGCAUCCUCUCCCCACGCCGUAUUGUACUCUGUACUUAGAGAGGUGUGUGACUCUUGUCAGAUUCCGUUUUUGAUUGACUGGCCGGUGCACUUCCCCAUCAGGAUGCUAGUGCUGAGUCUCCGCUCAGAAGUGAGGACUGUCCCACCAUUCGGCAGUGAGUAAGAAGAGCUUCUCUCCAUAGGAAACUGCCAGGUCUAGCUGUGGUGGUGGCAAGGCCCUCCUGUGAUUUGAUGCUGCUCUGUCUACCUUGCCCCCUGGGGUGGAACUAGUGGCUUUUGUUAAUUUUAAGUUCUUUUUUCCAGACUUAGAUUUUUUAACCUCAUCUCAGAGGCGCCAGUUUUCCAUGGCCAUAUGCAUCUCCAUCACAAACAAAUCUUGUCAGUAAGAGUUGAAAAAGCAAAUGGAUUAUUUCUGUAGACUGGGAAGUUGCAUGCACCAGAGUUGUUUUGGGGGUUGCCAGCUCCCCCCCCCCAAGUUUUCCAUAGCAGAGGAAAAGUAGACUUCACAUGGUGGGCCUUCCUUGGAAACUAGGGGCUUUAAGCCCUCUCCCUUAGUCCCAUUGAGUAGUUAAAUUGGGAGGGCAUCUUCAUCUGUUUUGAAGUCCAUUCUUAUCUUGUCCAUCUGCCUAGAAACUCCUUUCUUUGUUUUACAUGCCUUUUGUGGUUUGGGGUGGCCUGACCCCCAAAUUGAAUGAUUUUUGUUGACAAUGAUGUGUGUGUACAAUGCUUCAUUCGAUCUCCUGUAACCAUUUUCUUAAUUGCUUUUUGUGUAAGAAUAAAACUGCAGUAACGGGGAGGUUCCAAUUAAAUGCAGCUUUUAAAAUA